Molecule: messenger RNA, 1986 nt
Organism: Chaetura pelagica (chimney swift)
Lineage: Eukaryota; Metazoa; Chordata; Aves; Apodiformes; Apodidae
Gene: ADGRA2
Product: G protein-coupled receptor 124
Exons: 13
Coding region: 1-1986 (661 amino acids)
Biological process (GO): sprouting angiogenesis; central nervous system development; positive regulation of canonical Wnt signaling pathway
Cellular component (GO): plasma membrane; Wnt signalosome
Molecular function (GO): G protein-coupled receptor activity; protein binding
Source: RefSeq, a predicted model, not a curated record
AUGACUCUGGUGGCACAGCCAGGGCUGCCCAGCAGGUUAAAUAAUUCCCUCUGCUCUUCCCACAGGCUGCUGAGUAACAACAAGAUCACGGUGCUGGAGAACGGCUCCUUCUUCGGGCUGCGGGCUCUGGAGAAGCUGGACCUGAAGAACAACCUGAUCAGCACGGUCCAGCCGGGCGCCUUCCUUGGCCUCCCUGAGCUGAAGCGUCUGGACCUCUCCAACAACCGCAUCGGCUGCCUCAGUGCCAGCGUCUUCCAGGGGCUCUCCAACCUCCUCAGGCUGAACAUGUCCGGGAACAUUUUCUCCAGCCUCCCACCUGGUGUCUUCGACGAGCUUCCCUCCCUGAAAGUUGUGCGCCAGGUGGUUUCCCAGGGCGACCGGCUGCCCUUCCAGUGCACCGCUACCUACUUGGACAACAGCACCCGGAUCCGGUGGUACCACAACCAGCAGCCGGUGCAGGAGGACGAGCAGACGGGAGUCAUCGUGGAGGAGAGCCUGAUCCAUGACUGCACCUUCAUCACCAGCGAGCUCAUCCUCUCCAACAUCCACGUUUCCGCCAACGGCGAGUGGGAAUGCGCCGUCUCCACCUCCCAGGGCAACGUCAGCAAGAAGGUGGAGAUCGUGGUGCUGGAGACCUCCGCGUCCUAUUGCCCUGCUGAGCGGGUCACCAACAACCGCGGGGACUUCAGCACCAGCGCCUUUGAAGGGCUUCCCGUGCCGGCGGCACAGCCCGGCUCCGGCAGCAGAGGUGUUGGAAUUUCUCUGGCACGAGACGAAAGGCUCCAGGCGCCCGAGCUGAGCGGGUUCCCCAGCGAGGCACGAGGUGCUGGGGAGGUGCUGCACCCAGCCAUGUACACCUGCACAGCCGUGCUGCUGCUCUGCCUCUUCACCACCAUCAUCACCUACAUCGUCAACCACGGGAAGACUCCAAUAGUCGGCAUCAUCUUGCACUACUCGUCCCUCUCCACCCUGCUGUGGAUGGCAGUGAAGGCCAGAGUGCUCUACAAGGAGGUGACCUGGAAGGCACCACGGCAGCCGGAGGGGGACGUGUCCCAGCUGCCCCCCAGACCCAUGCUACGGUUCUACCUGAUCGCUGGUGGGAUCCCCCUCAUCAUCUGUGGGAUCACGGCCGCUGUCAACAUCCACAACUACCACGACAACAACCCCUACUGCUGGCUGGUGUGGCGGCCCAGCCUGGGGGCUUUCUAUGUCCCCGUGGCUUUCAUCUUGCUUGUCACCUGGAUUUACUUCCUCUGUGCCGGGCUCAGCCUCCAGUGCCGACCGUCACGCCGGAAAGACAUCCCCGAGCAGCUGGAGCCACCACCACGACUCGGGGGUGCUGCUGACCUCCUGACAGACUCCGGCUCCAUCUCAGUCACGCUGAACUCGGGGCCUUCCUGCCCUGAGGUGGACGGCGUCUACUCCCUGCAGGUGCAGUUCUGGGCACUGGUGACCACCCACGCCUUGUAUGUCGCCCUGUGGAUAUUCGGCGCCAUGGCCGUGUCGCAGCGCUGGUACCUCAACAUCGUCUUCAGCUGCCUUUACGGCGUCACCGCCGUGGCGCUGGGACUCUUCAUCUUCAUCCACCACUGCGUCCGGCGCCGGGACGUCCUCAACUCCUGGUUCUCCUGCUGCCCGUCCUACAGGAACGCACUGCCCAUGCAGGCGUACGUCCACCCGGGGCUGGUGCCGGAGGACGGCUCGCAGGUCUUCAUCGGCUGCGACCCGGAGGCAGCUCGUUCCGGUGCCUCCUCCUCGCCCAGCAGUGCUGGCUCGGCCGGGGGCCGCUGCAAGCUCACCAACCUGCAGGUAGCCCAGAGCCAGGGCAGCGCUGCAGAGAGGGAGGCCAAGCGCCGCUCCUACCCGCUGAACGUGGCCAGCCACAACGGCGGCCUCAAGGGCAGCAAGUACGACAUCAACCUGGCCAGCGCCGACAGCGUGGCCGGGAUGAAGACCGGCCUCUGGAAGAGCGAAACCACCGUGUGA